Acytostelium subglobosum LB1 is the source of this 723-nucleotide messenger RNA. RefSeq lists its product as hypothetical. Gene Ontology annotation, cellular component: nuclear exosome (RNase complex); cytoplasmic exosome (RNase complex); nucleolus. Lineage: Eukaryota; Evosea; Eumycetozoa; Acytosteliales; Acytosteliaceae. Bases 1 to 723 code for a protein of 240 amino acids. The transcript has 3 exons. Gene Ontology annotation, biological process: nuclear mRNA surveillance; U4 snRNA 3'-end processing; rRNA catabolic process. The record is from RefSeq and is a predicted model, not a curated record.
AUGAUAAGAAGUGAUAAGAGGACACCUAAUCAAAUAAGGCCAAUAGAGUCUGAACAAGCUUUGUUGAACAAGGCUGAUGGCAGUGCAAAGUUCACUCAAAAUAAAUCAUCAGUACUUGCAGCUGUAUAUGGACCAGUUGAAGUUAUACCUAGAAAGGAGAAGAUAUCAAAGGCAAACAUAGAUGUUGUGUUCACACCUGCCACUGGCAACUCAUCCUACGAGGAUAAAGAGAAAGAAAUGCUCAUUCGCAAUGCACUAGAGAGUGUAAUAAUCACAUCACUACAUCCAAGAACACAGAUUAGCAUCAUUAUACAAGUCUACUCAGACGACGGAUCGAUAGUAAGCUGCGCUAUUAAUGCAGCAUGUUUAGCAUUGCUCGAUGCGGGUAUAGAGCUGAACAGUUUGUUGGGAUCGAUUACAUUGUGUUAUAAUCAUGAUGGCACUGUUUGUUUGGAUCCGGAUACUGUGGAAGAGGAGUUGGCAAAGGGUCUGGCGAUAUAUGCAUUCAACAAUCAAACAAAGUUGGUCAUGGUCAACACCACUGGAGUCAUCAGUGAGCAACAGUACGACGACGGACUACGUCUUGCACGCAUGUCCUGCGAGACAGUGUUGGCAUACAUCCGUUUGGCAGUCAAGAAUAGAAUAAUGGGUCACAGCAAUGAUGGCAACAACGAUGCAGGUAUCGAGCAUCAAUCGAAGACAGUUGAACCAAUGGAGAGUUAG